This is a messenger RNA of Adineta ricciae, 699 nucleotides long. NCBI's taxonomy places the organism in Eukaryota, Metazoa, Rotifera, Eurotatoria, Adinetida, Adinetidae. The record is from the annotation of a GenBank genome assembly.
AUGAAAUUACCAUUCCCACCUGAAAUAGUUCAAGCGGAUUUUCUCGUUUGGGCAGGAAGUACAAGUGUUGGACAGUGUGUCAUUCAAUUAGUCAAAUCAAUCGGUUGCUAUGUGAUUACAACAGCAUCGCCACAACGUCAUGAAUAUUUGAAGGGACUUGGUGCUGAUGUGUGUUUCGAUUACAGAGAUCCUAAUGUCGUUUCGUUAAUUAAACAAGCAGCACAUGGAGAUUUAGCUUAUGCAUUCGAUUGUUUCUCCGAACUAGAAUCUACUAAACAAGUUUGUGCAGCAUUAACUGCGAAAGAUUCGCAAUUAGUAACAGUUCUGCCUUUUAUCCGAACGGAAUUACCGCCACAUAUAAGAGAACAUCGAGUGUUAAUGUACACGAUAUUCGGUAUCGAGAGAAAUCUCUUCGGACAAUUCUAUGCUCAACGACAACAAGAUAAAGAAUUUGCAGAGAAAUUCUAUAAAUUAUUAUCAACUUAUUUUUUGCCUAAAGGUCUAUUAAAACCUAAUCGAGUUACCAAAAUACCUGGUGGAUUGAAUGGCAUUAAAGAUGGAUUUAAAAAGAUGAUUGAUAAUCAAAUUGCAGCAGAAAAAUUAGUCUAUACCAUAGCUGAAACCGAUGACUCGUCGUUAUCAUGGUUGUGUUGUCGGAGAUUAUUUUCAAAUCAUAUCUCAUCUUCUUAUGAAAAUUAA